GUCACCGCUGCAAGAAGAUCAUAGAUACUUUUCUGAAAGUUGUCAUUCAGGUGACUCGUGCACUAGCGUACAAGAAGUGCGAAGUUCCGCAGAAACAAGCUCGACCAUACGAACAAUACCAACGACAGAGAACAGGUGCAAUUUUGCGUUGCCUCCCGAAAAUGGUCCAGCGGUUCCUGCAUCCCAACACCGUAACCAUGCAAAAAGUAAAAGGAUGCAGAAGCGUCAUACUCGCAACAACAUAGUGGAAAAAUUGCUCAACAGAGAGAUUGGAGGCAGCACAUCAGUGAGUGCUAGUUGUGGAAAUUUAAAUGUACGCCCUACAUUGGAAAGAUGUUUAGAAGUUAAUCUGAGAAGUAUUCUUCCAGCAUCUGCCUUCAAGUUCAGUCACUCAUUCCUGGGUUUAUCAAAAUGUGGUCAGUUCCUGUUAUCCUAUACAUACACUGCAGAACUUGAUGUGGUAUCAUUCAAUACAGUACACAAAUAUAGGUUACACUGGUGGGCAUUUGUUCCACAUCAGAAAGCAAGAAAGGUUUCUGAAGUAGUAUUGUUUGGUGAUAGUGGGCCUAUUUGCAGUCCUCUGUACAUUUGCCUCUGUCAGUGGCCUUUGGAUUACUCCAAAGUUGUCAUUUACGGAAACAGCUAUGAAACAAGCCAAGCUCAACAACGAUCGUAUUUGACAAUAACAACUGUGCCGUCCCUGAAUAAAUGCCAGGAUUGCCUCAAAGUUGCUGCUUCCUAUGAAGAUGAAGAUCUGGCUGCUAGUUGGGAUAGUUGUGUUCGUUUUAGUUGUAUGAAGCACAGUGUCACGGUCCAUACCACAUUUGAUGUGGUUUCUCCAUACCCUAAAUUUCGACCCACUGUAAGCAUGAAAUGCGAUGGUUAUGUGUUGUUAAACACAGGAAACUUUCUACACGUUCUGAGUACUUCUUUGGAGUAUGUAGGCAACACAUAUUCGUACGUUAGGCAACAGUCGCCACCUGUUGCUGUAGAGCAGGAAGCUCCAGAGAAUUCAGAAGAAAAUAAUUCAUCUGUGAAAAUGUCUGUUCAACAGUCAACUUGUGAAACUGCAGAAUCUCCUAAAAAUAGUAUUGUCUCCCCAGAACAUUGUUUCAGAGAAAGUACUGGAAGCAAUAAGCAAGAUUAUAUAGAUUCAGUUACCUGUGCCUCAGAUAUUGCAAUUGGUAACAAGCAACCAUGUGAAACAGCUUUAAUUGACUCUCAAGUGUUAUGCCAUCAAAUGUUUUCCACCAGUGCAGGAAACUGUGUACUUUUAAAUCGUAGCUUAGAAAAAUGUGAUUCAGACAGUGAACAUAAAACAGUAAAUAUUGCUGUAGUUCGUCAGCAAAAUGUAGAUGUGAUGGAGAAUGAAAUUCCUGAAGGUGUUCGAAAAGCUGACAGACCAUUUAAUUCCUCCAGUAACAAUUUUGACAAAACUUGUGAUUUCAAAGGUUACUGUUCCUCAUUCCCAAGUGAUAUAUUUGUGUCAUUAUUAAAAAAAUUCCAAGAUGAAUGUCAAAGUACUAUGAAAGAUGCAGACUGUGAGGCUGACUCUAAAAGUCACUCUGCUGCAAAUAGUAUUGAUAUUCUCGACAAAGAUAUGCUGUCAGGUGCAAGUCGUGUUGAUAUAGUGAAUGAUUUAGAAGGAAAUAUGUCAACCACCAAUAAAGGCAACAAGCGACACACUAUUUUCAGAAGGAACAAGGGUUUGCUGACAAACUCUAAUGAAAAAAAGGAGUGCCGAGUGCCAGUUCCCGAAGGGUGUGAUGAGAGUUCAUUUGUGUGUGUAUGUAACACUGAUGGCAGGAACACCUGUUCUUGCGUAGAUACAGGCCACUCUAUUAGCGAAACAAAUAAUCUUAUACAGUUGUCAACAAGUGAGAAACUUGUAAAAAAUUUUUGUGAUAAAUUGUAUUCCUGUAGGGUCACGAGAUCUCAUACACUAAAGCAGAGAAAAAGUGUCCAUCGGCAGAAUGAAUCUGAUCAGUCAGUGAAACGAGAUGUAAAGUCAGUUAUACCUCAGAUUUCAGUUGGGCAACCUAGCAGGGAAAGCAUUUCCCCAGAGCAGACUGAUGGGCACCAGCAAAGAGAUGUGUCAAUAGCAGGUUCACCUCAGGAAUUAAAUAUUAAUGUGUCAAGCUGUCCUGGUCCCGAAGAAAGUGCCUCAGUUCCUAAAGUUCUUUCACCUGUUCCCAAGAGUUCACAAUUAAAUGCAGAAUCAUCACAAAAUGAUGAAAGCCAGUUAAUGCUUAACAGAAAAAGAAAAUUUGCUCAGAGACACAAAUCCUUUCCCCCUGGAAGUGUUUUAAAAAUCAACAGUCCAUCAUCAGUUUUGAAUUCCCCCACACUUAGACUUCAUAGCAAAGUUGCAGAUGAGGCAGAGAAGGCGUAUGAAUUUAAAGAGGAAACUUUGGAAUCUGAUUCAGAAAAAUUCAGUACCUACAGGCGCCGACGUUUAGCAGACAAGAAAUAUGAAUUUUGUGAAGAAUGUGAAGAUGAAGAAAACAUUGUUCCUUUCCACUUGCACAGACGCCGUGAAUCUGAUUUCAGGUUGAGGUUAUCAUCCUCAUUUCUACCAUCAGCAGCUCACUUAGUGAACAACAGACGCCAUUUUUGUGAUAGUCUUUCUGAUAAUGUAGAAGUUAACGCGGGUGCAAGAUCACCAUCCAACUCUGUUAAUGGCUCACAUGCCUUAAGUAAUCGCAGCUGGUAUUAUGAAGCAUUUGGAGAAAAUGUUGAUGCUGUGUCAUGUACUGAGACUCCAGGAGCUCCUUACAGUAUGGCAAAUGGUGAAAAUUACGUUCCUCAGAAUCAUAGUCAUCUGGACUCUGACAAAGUAGUACUGAGGCCAUUAAAUCAAAAUAAAACUACCCUAAUUCAACCUCAGAAAGAGGCUGAUAAUUUGUCUGAUGCUCCUGUGAAUAAAAGAUCAGAAUCUGUGGAUACAGUGAAAGACCUAUCAGAUGAUUUACACAGUCUUCAAGAAACUUCCAGCAAUCCAAAUAGUACAUCUGCAAAAAAAUACAACCCAGCCAGAUGCACUAUACAGCUAAAAAGGAGUUUUGUAGAAGUGGAUGAUGAACUAGUAUCUGUAAUAACAGAUAUAGAAGAUGAUGACUCUGGUGAGAGCCCUGGUUACCACUGUGCACUUCCACUAGAGAUUCAUGGUGCUGGGUAUAUGCAGCUUCAGAUGAUAUCAAAUUCAAAAGCUGAAAAACUGAUGGCUCCCUGCCUUAUUGUACUUCAGAAGACUUUUGAUAUAGAACAUUUUUGCCAUAUUAUUGCAGAAAAAUUAUGUGAAGAAUCUGGAAAGAAAUACUGGUUUUGUAAUGAUUAUGAUGUUGAAAUCAUCGAUGUGUGUCCAUAUUCUGGAGAUGCAAUCAUCCUUGCUCUGAUGCGGAUCCAAGCAACUGUAAAGGCGAAAGGGACAAUAACAUGUGUGAGGCCACUCCAACAGAGAAAGCAGUACCAGGGAGGAGUUGUUUUCUCUUGGAAUGUGGUAACAGGUGAAUCCUCUAUUGUAGAAACCAGACCACUUGUGGAAAUUAUACAGAAUGAAAGGGAAACCAAGUUAAGGGAAUACAAGCCAUGGAAUCCUGCUCGAGGUCUGGCUGCAGAAAUGAGAAGGCGUAUGCCUGAUUUGCCCCUACACAAGCUUGUCAGGCACAGUAACAAUACUCCGGUGCUGCGAGGUAAAUCUCUUGUGAGACUGACAGAUCUCGAAAACAAUAUUGAAUUAGUAUUGUAGAAUACCUGCAGGUCUCAACUUGUUAAUGUUGUGGUGACCAGUUGCGGCUUUUUUGUAAAAGGAUUUAAAUAAAGGAGAGAUGGACUUAAAAUCAUAUUUUUUAUAAAUUUUUCUGACUAACUGCUACAAAUCUUUAUUUUCUCAUGCAGUGUCUUUGUGAUCGAAACAUUUCAUGUAACUUCAUCCUCUAGUGUGAGACUAAAUUUCAUUUGUGCCAGUGGUUUGAAACUGAGUCAGAACUUUCAGAUAUUUCUUGUUUCAUUAGGUGUUAUCUGCCUUUUAUUGGCAAAUGUAAUAAGAUAAAUUAUUGUAAAAUUAUGUUUCUUCCUUAAAUUGAUAUGUGUUGAGAAGAAUCUGUAUCACUUGCUAAGAAGUAGGUGUGAUGGUUUAAGAUUUUCUUUGAGCUUUACACUGUUUGUAUCUAAGUCACUUUUAUCUUUGUGACUUGAAAGAGCUUUAACAAAUGACACAAUGUAGUUACAAAAAAGUUUACUAGUAGUGGUAAUAGUUUUAUAUUUUCAAUAGAUAUUGAUGAUGUAAUAAUAAUGUACUGCCCAGUCACAUGAAUUUACUUCAGUUAAAUUGCUUACUUGCUUUGCUUUUGUUGGAGGGCAUUGCAUUACAUAAUUCCAACUUUGGCAGUAAAAAUAAUGUAUGAGCUUUAUGUAAGAAAUACUAUGAUUUGAUGUGAGAAAUACUAUGAUUUAUUAGUAUCCAUAUAUGAAUGCUAUCUUUGUAUUGUUAGAGAUCUAGGAUUGGAAAUUAAAUUAAAAUUACUUUCUGAAAAGUAGUCACAAUUACAAUAUGUGUUUAAAUCAUAAAUUAAUUUAUCCAUGAGAAUGUUGGUUUAGCUCCAUGGCUGUAGAUUAAAACUACUGGAAGAGAUACAGCAACCAGAUGCUUACACAUAACUUUAUUUAUGCAAAGGUGCAUCUCAGGUUUUCAGUUAUCUGUAAUUGUCACAAGAAGUACAGUUGGGAGUGAACAUUUGGCUUGUGUCUUGGCAUAAUUAAUGCUGUAUAAAAGGUGGCUGGUUGGUGUAUUUCUUUCACAUAACUUUAAAAUAUGUUUUGCUUGUUUAUGUAUUUUCUUCCAUUGUAGUUAUGGUAUCUUUCAGUUCUUUAAAACAUGUCAGAGAUCUAUUGAUUUUCCAGAAGCAGGCAGAGACAGUUCAUAAAAAUGUGUCAACAUUCAAAAGGGUUUCAGAUCCUUGCACAACACAGCUUGCACUUCCUUGCAUGAUACCACAAUUUUGGAAACCUCAUCAAAGGAGGAGCCUCUCCAUCUUGUAUACCAUUGUAAAUUUUGAUAAAAUAAAUUGCCUUUGAAAAUAACUUAAUAGGCCUAGUACAAAGAGUAUAUGAGAACUAGAAUGUUUUUGAAGGAAUUUGGAAUUGUCGUAGUAGGAUACCAGACUUCAGAUGAUUGGAUAGUGGGUUUAUUCUUUUGUGGACAGAGAUUACCCUGAACAAAGAGAAAGUGAAAUAAAUCCUAUACUAAGUUAAACCGAGCAAAGUGGCAGUGUUCAGACAGUGGGCCCUUAUUAAGGACUGUAGUUCAAAUACUCAAACUGGCCCUCCAGCUUUAGGUUUUCAGUUUUUCUCAAUCAUUUAAGGCAAAUGCAAUAAUGGUUCCCUCAAAAAGGCAUGACCAAUUUUCUUUCCCAGUCUGAUCUUGGCCUCCGUCUCUAAUGGCCUUGUCAUGAACAGGACAUUAAAAGACACUAACUUUCCUUACUUUUUAAUAAAUAAGUUAAUAGCAAUCCUUAUUCCCCUGAUGGCAUGUAACCAGUCAUUGCAAAACAAUGAACAGCUGAGAAUAUUGUUGAAAAAGCAAGCAGUGAACUAGCAGAAUAAAUCAACUUUAAAUUUCUUAAGUGUUAUUCUUUUCGUUAGUUUUGUUACUAUGUGGAUAAUAUUAAAACCAUGGAACUUGAUUAGAAAUGAGAGUUUCCUUGAUUUUGACGUAUCACUGCAUAAUUUAUUUAGUAUCUUCUAAGGAUGUAAUAAAACCACGCAAAGAAGAUCAUUGGGUGAUUAUUUCACUUAUGUCUUUAUAAAUAUUACCCCACUCUUCAACAUGUCACUCUGCAAACUGUAAUCUGUUUGUCAUUGCUGGGUGCGGGAAUUAACUGAACUGAAAAAAUUUUAAGCUCUAACACCAUUAAGCGGCUUAGUUUAUAACAUUUUGGCAUGUAUUCACGUAAGUUUGGUAGUAAACAAGAGAAAGCAAAAAACUGAUUUGGCCAUAUGAAUAACAUGUGAUGAAAAGUUGUCACAGCUGUUACUUCUGUUGUUUAAAACAAGAUGCUUCUGUUGUUAGGAAAGUGUCAUUCUUGACUAUAUUCCAAAUUGCCUUAAGAUGUCACAUCUUCAAUCAAGCAAUUGUCGUAAUACAAAAAUAAACCCAAAAAUCUUUCUUCUGUCUGUUUCUCCGUUCUAUGGGAGCAGUUAUAGAUUAGGUUAUCAGAGCUGUUGCUGCUGCUGACAUGAAUCAAAUAAUUUUAUAAAGUAUUAAACUAUAAUUGUGUGGAAAUACCUGUGAUUGCUAUAUUUUCUAAAAACAAAAAAAUUUAGUUCCUGUUUGUCAUAUUUAUAUUCUUACUUAAUUAGAUUCAGUCAAAUGAAACAGACAUGUAUGAAUGUAAAUGUGAUUUUGCCAGGAAAAUAUAAAAACAAUAUUAAGCAAAUAAUUGAGAGUUUUUUCAAUUCUUAAGAUGCUCAAUGGAAACAAUAUCGAUAUUCAGAUUUCAUACUCAGUGACAUAUGGAAUAGUAAUAUGCUAUGACAUGAAUAAUUAUAUUAUGGAUUGAAUUCAUUGUAAUAGAUUUAAAGUCUAGUAAGCUACUACUAUAUUAAUGAAAGGUGGCUGUUUCUUAUGUUCUUCACAGAUGAUAAUGUAACAAAACUGAAAACACAGCAUAUUAUACAUGCAGCUAUAAAAACAUUUUUUAAAGUUAAAGUAGCAAGCUGUGAGUGGAACACAUUAGGCAUAACAGCUGCUUGUUCUCAAAGAAAAUGUCUGAAGUCAUUCAUUCAUACAUACACAAAGAGCAAAGCACUGAAUGUAAUGUAAUCAACGUGUAACUUGGCUAUUUGUAAAAGUGGUGUUAUUAGUAGAGUGAUAUGUUUCCAGUAGAAAUUAGGGAAAUCUGCUGUAUUAUCUAAAAGUUGUUGUUUGCUCAUGUCUACUUCCUCCAGAUGAAUGGUGAUGCAUAUUACAAAUUGAAUGUUUAAGCCUUCCCUCAGAAAAGAUUAUUUUUCUGGAUAGCCCUUUACAGUCUUAUAGUACUCCCAGUAUCAUUAAUAUUGUUUUCAGUGUUAGAAACAUUGUUUAUUGCAUAAGUAAUAGGAAAGUAGUUUCCUUACCAGCAUUUAUUUGAACCUGACUUUUCAGGAAUCCAAUUGUAAAGCAAGACUGAAAUUAAAUGAGGUUGUUUUGAAGGAAAACUGUCUUGAUUGUGAAAAUUAUUAUAAAAUUUUCGCUACCAAGACUGUUUUACUUCAAAAUAAUCUUUAUGUGGUUGCUGUACCAGCCAGCCUGGUGGAAUGGGAAAAGUUUUAUAUUAAAUAAUGUUAUUAAAAUAACUGAAAAAAGUGGUUAAAGCUAUGGUGUGGUCGAUUUGUACACUGGAACUAUUAAAUGUGCUAUUUGAUUAUGAGCAUUUUAUAUCUUCCUCAUAAAAUUAACAUAUUUGUUGUUUCAGUAUUUCGAUGCUCCAUAAAUUGCUCUGUGUUUUAGGAAAUGUUCUUUAAGAAAGAUGUAUCAGUAAAUGUCCGGUUAUGUCUUUUUUGAUCUCACAUGAGACCAUGAAGUGAAAUGUUGCUAAGGACAUCUAUUUUCUCAUUUUGAUUGUACCUGAAACAACUAUGUAUUGUAAUGCCCUCAUGUAUUGAAAUGUAUUGAUGGGAAAUUCAUAGAACAUAUUCGUGCUAAUGAAACUGCGUCAGUAAAUAUGAGAUUAUAAUUUCUGUACUUACGUAUAAGAGUAUUCAUAUUUACUUAAUUUCCAAUUCUGUAUCUUUAGUUAUAAGAGAUUUACCAUGUCUUUAUCAUCUGAUAACUCAGAAAAUUUUUUAUUGUUUCCAACAUUAUGAAUCUAAAAACCAUAAAUAAUGUGGAUAAGUAUAAUUUCUCUGGGUCUCCUGAUUGUCCGUGUGUUUAGUUCCUGAAUGCAGGUGAUAUUUGUAUAAAUCUACAUCUGUACUUUGUAAACAAUUCUCUAGUGUACACAAUCCAUUUUGUAUUUGUUUUUGAAUUAAUACAUUUUUAGUAAAAAA
Messenger RNA from Schistocerca nitens (vagrant locust), 8028 nucleotides. RefSeq lists its product as uncharacterized. Gene Ontology annotation, biological process: protein ubiquitination. NCBI's taxonomy places the organism in Eukaryota, Metazoa, Arthropoda, Insecta, Orthoptera, Acrididae. Gene Ontology annotation, cellular component: Cul4-RING E3 ubiquitin ligase complex. The transcript has 11 exons. The record is from RefSeq and is a predicted model, not a curated record. The coding region runs from base 215 to 3748 and encodes 1177 amino acids.